AUGGAAGAGCACAAAUGGCUGUACCUACGUUCGUUCAUCUCCCGCAAUCCCCAACAUCAUUUGGAGGACUACAUCAAGGCGAUGGAGGGAAUGGAGGAUAAAGCGAGAAGUUGCUACUCCGACAAUAUCGGUCUCCAAGUGGGCAAAGAGUUUGUGAAAAUGAUGGUGCUUGAUGCUUGCUUCAUUGUCGAGUCCUUUCUCAGGUUCACUAAUACGAUCGACAAUAUACUGAAGGAGCUCGAGCAAAAAGAGGAGCUCGAGCAAAAAGAGAACGAGCUCGAGCAAAACGAGGACCUCGUUUCUCUUUCUGCAAUGGAUUUCUUUCGCCAUCAUGAAGAGUUCGAAGACCCGAUACUUGAUUCGAUUGAGAUGGCGUCCCUUAUAAAGUAUGAUAUGCUCCUCCUUGAAAAUCAAAUUCCUUUCUUCGUUCUGCAGCGUAUUUUCAUAAUGGCUUGUCCAGUGAACGUACCACAUUUACUCGAGAAGAAGGCCCUUCGUUUCUUCGAUCCAUUCAUUCCUAAGAAUAAGAAAAUCGAGAUCAAAGAUAAUUCCAACUAUCAUCUGCUCCAUUUGUGCCACUCGCAUUUGUUACCAACCCCAACUAAUAGCAAGGAGGAGCCCAACCUUUCGUGCAAUCCUAAAAUCAAAUCCGUCCUCAACAAGUACUUGAAGAAUCUACUCAUCAUCUUCCUCCCAUGUUCAAAUGAGUCCACGUUGCCUAUUACUAAACCGAAACUGAAACCGAAACCGCUGCAGAAGUUCCCUUGCGCGACUGACCUCCAACUUGCGGGGGUCAAGUUCAAGAAGAAUAUUGAGAAAUCGAAUACCAUCUUGAACGUGAAAUUUAGCUACGGGGUGUUGGAAAUCCCGCCCUUGUUGAUACAUUACAACAGCGAGACUAUCUUUCGGAACCUCGCAGCAUUCGAACAAUGCUGCCUACAACCAAAAAUCCACGUUUUCAUGACUUACCUUUUUUUCAUGACUUUCCUUCUCAAUACGUCCAAGGUAACAGCUUUUUGUAUAUUUCAAAUUCUGUAUAUAUUCUGUGUAUCUUUACAAAGAAAAACAGCCUAUUUAACAACGUUACAAGGGAUCAUAUAUGGUUAUACAGAGAUUGCGCCUAAAUAG
Messenger RNA from Magnolia sinica, 1128 nucleotides. RefSeq names its product UPF0481 protein At3g47200-like. Lineage: Eukaryota; Viridiplantae; Streptophyta; Magnoliopsida; Magnoliales; Magnoliaceae. The transcript has a single exon. The record is from RefSeq and is a predicted model, not a curated record. Bases 1 to 1128 code for a protein of 375 amino acids.